This is a messenger RNA of Tribolium castaneum (red flour beetle), 3209 nucleotides long. RefSeq lists its product as uncharacterized. NCBI's taxonomy places the organism in Eukaryota, Metazoa, Arthropoda, Insecta, Coleoptera, Tenebrionidae. The record is from RefSeq and is a predicted model, not a curated record. The coding region runs from base 212 to 724 and encodes 170 amino acids. The transcript is spliced from 3 exons.
CGAACCGCUCACACUGCGGCAAGUCUCCUGUAACCUUUUUAAUUUUCUUCUGGAACUGUAAUAAACCAAUGUCCGCGAUGUUUUGCUCAUGAUAAUAAUGAAUCUAGCCAUACCAAGAAGUGUUUUAGUGGUGUUUGAUCGUCUAGAUUGUUUGUGAGUGUUGUUAAAAUAAACGUUCAAACUGGCGACCGACAGUGAUAGCAAGUCAAACAUGGCUUCUUCGGCGAGAAUUAUCCAAAGUAAUUCCGCCUGGUUUCAGAAGAAAAUCAAUUUGAGGCCGCAGCACAGGGGCGUACAUCUGGUCACUGAGGAGAUCCUCAGGCAGGUGCCCGAACUGUCGCAGUUCGCCAUGGGCCUCUGUCAUGUACAGAUCUUGCAUACCAGCGCCAGUCUGGCCCUCAACGAGAGUUGGGACCCGGACGUCAGAGACGACAUGGAGAUGAUGUUGAACAAGAUUGUGCCUGAGGGGCUGCCCUAUAGGCAUUCGUGCGAGGGCCCCGAUGACAUGCCGGCACACGUGAAGGCAUGCUUCCUGGGCUCAUCGUUGACCAUUCCGAUAACCGAGGGCAAAUUGAAUUUAGGGACGUGGCAAGGCGUCUGGCUGUGCGAACACAGGGACCACGCGGGCUCACGUAAACUGCUCAUUACCUUGAACGGGUGUCUGCGCGACGCCACCUGCACUCCUCUGUCUCCCGUCAGCCCAAUGGCCAGCACGAGCAGUUAGGGAAAACACUCGGGUCAUUCAUUGUCCAAACAUUGAAUGACUCGAGUGCCUCACAAACUCAACAAACUAUUACCAACAAAUAUUAAUUGAAAAAUCACCAAAAAAAUAACAAACAAACAAACAAAUAACUAAACUUCAAGCUACGAGCUAGUGUCACGCACAGACUUAAAAAAUAUUAAAAUUAAACGACAAUAUGUACAUAGUUGUACAUUGUAUAUUACGGUAUGUCCUCUCGGUUUUUAAUAGGCGGUUGCGUAAUUGUUUUAGGUGCUGUGCGUUCAGUUUUUUUAUAUAUAUAUUUUUAACAAAGUUGAUUUGUGCAAACCGAUUUGGGAGUGUCGUUGGUGAGUCUCCAUUGUUCCUUCUGUUUUUUAUUGUAAUAAGAAAAAACGAGUUUGUUGACCGUCAAGGUGGCGACGAUUCGUACCGGAAGCGCCGCACAAUGGACGCAACACACGGCAGAAACAACCCGCCUUAAACCCUAAAACGAAACUACCGCCACAACCCUUCUACCGCCAUGGCCCACUCACUACGAUUUCCGCUUCGUUAUACAGGGUGUCUCAGCUAAGACUUUCGAACCUGAUAUCUCAGAUAUUUGUCAACGGAUUUUUAUGAAAUUUAAAAUGCACAUAUUUUAGAAGACAAAGUUUAAAAUCCAAUUAAUGCAACAACGCAAUCUUUAAAACGUAAUUUUACAUGCCUUUUUAAAAUGUUAAGUCUUUUAAGACUUAUAUUAAAAAAAUUAUCGUCAGUGAAAAAUGCUAUAAGAAAAAAAUCGUUCGUGGAAGACGUCUGUUUCGCGAGAAAAAUGAGCAACAAAUUGUUAAACGUGGGUACAGAUGCAGAAGUGUAGAUCUCUGUGAGACAAAUGAGCACUACCAUUGAAUUUUGGUCAAUCCUACUCGCAGAAACGUAACUGUCACGCAAGGGACAUUUCACAAUUAUCUCUCACCCAUACAAAGUUAAAAAACAAUAUUUGUGACUUACUUUUGGUACUGGAUGCUUUAAUUCUUUCAAAAACGACUAAAAAACUGAACAACAACUGAAAAAUUCUAGACACUUAAACAUUCAGGACUUUGGAAAUGUUUCGUACACUGCUGAUUGGAUUCUCUUCAAAAGCUUGAAUUACAGCCCCAACUAUUGCUUCAUUUCCAGUGACGUGUUUUGUCCUUAUUGACGAUUCUUUGAACUUUAAAUUUCGUAAAUAACAUUUCUCAAAAAGUCCAACGACACAUUCCAUAGACGAAUAUUGAUUCUUUUUUCAACAAUACAGAAAUUUCAGCCACUGUUGUUGGUUUUUAAAGUAAUUUCACCAAAUUAAAACAAUUUUACUUUUCUGAAAGCGCGCACACUUUUGAGAGUUUUUUUCAGUGGUACACAAAAUGCCGCAUAGAAAUGCUUCAUCACUUGUUUCAAAAGGUGACUGCCCAAAUUACUAUCAAAAUUUGGAUUAAGUUUUUAACAACAAAAUUUAAUUUUUUUUUUGGAUCAGCCGAGCAAUUUGGUUAAUUUUUUGUGGCCAUUUAUUUUUCGGGGUUUAAUGAUCCAACGGUAAUUUGGCUUAAUUUUAAAUAAAAGAAAUGUGUUUUAAAAUCUCAUUUUUUAACUUGAGGUCAAUUGAAAGACCACCUCCUAAAAUAUGUGCAUUCUAAAUUACAUACCAAUCCGUUGACAAAUAACUGAGAUAUUAAGCUCGAAACUUUUAGGUGAGACACCCUGUAUUACCUACCAAAAUUUUAUUAAAGCUCUCAGCUUCGCUUGGGCUUCACGCUGCAAAAUUAUACUUACCGCACGUAUAAUGUAUGCCUCGACCAUUUUAAUUUUUUUAUUAAAUAACAGUACAUAAUUUUUUUAAGUUUAAAAAAAAAUAAAUAAAUGAAGCAGAAUUCGGGGUGGGUGGCCGUGGUACCGUUCUGUGACAAUAAAAGAAACCGUCGUUUGUUUCCGGUACGAAUCGACGUCGUUCCUUCGUCUAAGUGUACAUAAUAACAUUACGGGUUGUAAAUAAUGUGUGUUGUUACGGACUGAUGCUGUCUGUCUUCCUCCCUUUAGCAAUAUCCAUUUAGUCUUCUCCCUCGUCCCCAUCCUCUCACUUUAAUUUUUCGUUGAUUAUAAUACAACAAUCGGCAUACAACGACAGUUUUUUUUGGUUUUGCGUUCGCUACUGUGACAUAACAGGGUACGUAAAUUGAUAGUUCCGCGACAAACGCGCCCUCUGGAUGGUCGUCCGUUCACUUUCAAUGUGGCACGUUGUUAUUUACACGAUUUUUUCUCGGCUGAGGCGAAAUUCAACAAAUCGUGGCUUACAUUAUUAAAAAUCACAUUCCUUUAGGCAUUGAGUGCAUCCUAUGACAGCAUUCGUUUUGUUUUUUAGAUUUUAUUUUGAUACGCUGGGCUAUUUACACGCGAAAUUGCGUAUAAGCACAAAACGGCGUGUGGUUGCGUGUAAGUGGCCACGUCAUUUUGAAUAUAUUGUUUUUAUGAU